AUGCUUGGACAUUAUUACCCUCCUUGCCCUGAGCCUGAACUUACUUGGGGGUUAAGUGCUCAUACAGAUGUGGGUGUUGUAACUGUUCUUCUACAAGACCAAGUUGGUAGACGUCAAGUCUUUUAUGAAAACCAGUGGAUUGAUGUUGCACCUAUUCCUGGUGCUUUCAUCAUUAAUGUUGGUGAUAUGAUGCAGUUAAUCACAAAUGACAAGUUUAUGAGCGCCAAGCAGAGAGUUUUUGCUCAGAAAGUAGGUCCACAAGUUUCGACUUCGUGCUCUCUGAGAAAAUAUGUUCAGGAUGAAUGUCCAAGAAUGUAUGGACCAAUAAAAGAGUUAGUCACAGAAGAGAGUCCUCCAAUUUAUAAGGAAAUAAAAAUGCUGGGCUUGAUUAAACUGGCGUAUACCAAAAAGCUAGAUGACGAUGUCUCUCCACUAGAACACUUCAGGAUAUGA
Messenger RNA from Arachis ipaensis, 453 nucleotides. The record is from RefSeq and is a predicted model, not a curated record. NCBI's taxonomy places the organism in Eukaryota, Viridiplantae, Streptophyta, Magnoliopsida, Fabales, Fabaceae.